AUGUUUGACAUCGACUUCGAGCUUGUCCCUGGCGCACCUACCUUUGUCCCCCAACUCAUUGCUCAUAUACGGGAGCGGGCGUCACCCUCUGUCCCGAUUGACCCUGUUCUCUUUCAAUCUCUCCUGCUGUGUCUCGUUGCAGGCGAAAAACAUUUAUUACUUCGUGCUCCCGACCGAGAUGUGCGUCUCGUGUCCAAACUCACAUUUCUGACCCUUUCCACUGUUUUUGGGUUGGCUACUCACAAGCUCAAAGUACGACCUCGGUCAACUAAUCCAUCUAAUGCAUCGGGGGCGCCAUUUCUACGUUCUUUGUUUCUACCUUGGAGUAGCCCGAUAGAAGCACAAGAUGAGCCAUUGUCGACGAAAGCGGCCCAUAAGCGGAAUCGAAGUAACUCGGCAUACAACCGUCCCUUACAACGCCCGAGGCGGCAGUCAGUCUCGAGCUCCAACGAACUGAUGGGGGCAAAUCCGUUUGGCGACAGCCAUGAAGCUUUACCCUCUACGACAAGUUCAAGUGGAAACCCUUUCUCGACUGUGCCACGUCCUCCGAGGAUCCGAACUCCGCUUCCCCACGCUUUCUCAGAUCCAACGCCCAUACGACCGAAAGCAGACAGAUCAUCUGCAUUGCAACCACGAGCGGUUGUCAUUUCAGGCCUGGAGAAUGCAACUCUUACCUCUCAGCGAGCGCUUUCUCGGGCAUUGGCGGAACGACGGGUAGUCUUGGAAGACGAAGAUGGCGAUGAGACAUACGAUGAAGUUUGGAAUCUUGCUGAUGGCUUCAUCAUUGUUUAUGUGUGCGCGUUUGAUGCACAUGAACGCCCGCCGAUCGAUAAAACACUGCUCGAUAAAUUCGCUAUGAGCGCGACCAUCACCCCGCAUCCCAGUGCUAGAGCUCUCCUUUCAGCUUCUUCUCGCAACUCCACGUCUCAUCGCAAUUCUCCAGCUCUCCAUUCUAGUCCUUUACCUCCAAGUCAUCCUCAACCGCACCAUAGCCACACAAUAUCACUUCCGAUUGGCCAUCACCAUCAUCUUCAUCAACCAUUGCUACAACAUCCACUUGUCCCAAGCGCCCUUCUCCAUGAUUUACGCUCAACUUAUCAUCGUACUUAUCUUUCACCAGCACUGAAUAUCUAUGCUCUGGACCUCUUUUCAGCUGCCCGACAUCAUCCUCAGCUGGACGCCUUGUUAUUGACGGCGAAAUCGGUCAAAGAUGUGCUUGACCUGGCGCGAGCUGGGCGUGUUAUUGGGGGGGACUUGACAGGAAUCGAGCUGGUGCGGGAUGACGCGGCCUACAUCUCAGCCAGGUCAGGCGACGGUCACAGCAAGACUGAAGGCGGCGAGAGUGAAGAUUCUCCCAAUGAGAAUGAUCUUGCUCAUCACUACCAAUCAAUUGAAGUGGUUGUAGAAGAGGAAGACGGGGCGACGACACCACCAGUGCAAGACGGAGCUCCUAAACUCCCGGUCUUGGAACUUAGUGAAGCAGACAUUGCGCGUAUCGCUCCCCGUGUCAUGACCCAUCGUUUACGGGUGCGGAAUGGCCCAUAUGAUGAGGUUCUGGGAAGCGCGUUGUUUCCUGCGGCUGGGUCUGAUUCAAAUGACCAGUUAGAGAGCCGGAGUACGAUAAAGGAGAUCCUCGUACGUAUUCUAGGUGAAGUCUGA
Molecule: messenger RNA, 1659 nt
Organism: Mycena indigotica
Lineage: Eukaryota; Fungi; Basidiomycota; Agaricomycetes; Agaricales; Mycenaceae
Exons: 3
Coding region: 1-1659 (552 amino acids)
Source: RefSeq, a predicted model, not a curated record